Molecule: messenger RNA, 2100 nt
Organism: Prosopis cineraria
Lineage: Eukaryota; Viridiplantae; Streptophyta; Magnoliopsida; Fabales; Fabaceae
Product: RNA polymerase sigma factor sigC
Exons: 8
Coding region: 162-1952 (596 amino acids)
Biological process (GO): regulation of DNA-templated transcription; DNA-templated transcription initiation
Molecular function (GO): DNA-binding transcription factor activity
Source: RefSeq, a predicted model, not a curated record
AAAAAAUAUUCCAGCCAGGGCAAAGGAGAGGAACAACUGGUGGUGGGAGUGACAGCAGAGCCAUAUCCAUACUUUUGAUAUGCCAUCUCUGUAGACUGUAGUAUUAUCGAACAUUUCAUGGACUCCAUUCCACUCUGCACUGCUGAUAUUCAGAAAACAUCAUGAAUUUUGGUUUUAGGCUAAAUCUCAGCGGUUGUAGUGUUCCUGCUCAUUCUCCUCAUUCUUUCACUUCUUCACCAAUCAGGCUUUCUUCGUCUUCUGCUGGAGGCAGGGAAGCUUCUUUCAAUCCCACGAGGUUAUCUUGGCUGUCAACCAUUUAUGAGGAAAGAGAAACUUUCCAAAAUGAUUUUCGAAGGGCAUCCAGUUGUUCAUCUUCAGUUUUGGAAACCCUACAUGAUGAUUGUUUGGAAGAUGGAGAAAUCAAGGUGAACAAAGGAAAGAAAUCUUUGAAUAGUGUUCAUGAAAUGAUUGAUAAUACCCAAAUGCCUUUUGGGAAGGAGACAUUUACAACUUCUACAAGCUUCCAGUCAUUCAAGGCAUCACAUUUUCGUUUGCUAAUGGAAAACCUAGAUGUUUUAGAAGAAACUUUUUCUGAUUCUGAAGUGCUAAGGUUGGAGAAAGAUAUCAUGAUGCAACUAGGAAAGCUUGGAGCUCUAGAGUUUUUCAAUUCUCGUCUGUCAGGAUCUUUUGAAACCUCACGUUUUUUGGAUUUCUGUGACAAACAUCCUGAGCAAGUUUGUGAGCAUAAGACAAAUGGCAAGGCAGAUUACCACUUGGGUAAAGUUGUUGUCCGAUCUAGGAGAAAAGAAAAUAAACCAAGAAGGAAGGGAGCAUUAACUUCCUCGAAGGUUUUAUCUCAACCAUUGCCUUCAGGACCUAUUGAGGACGGUCUCUUAGGCCUACCAGCUUCAUCUGUAAAAAGAACAUUGAAUAAUAGAAACAGGAGAGCAAUAGUUGCUAAAAAGGAAGCGGAAAUGUCAACAGCAGUAAAGGUUCUGAUAGGGUUGGAGAGAAUUAAAGCAGCAAUGGAAGAGGAUACCACUGAAGUAGUAACCUUAAGGAGCUGGGCAGAAGCAGCUGGAGUUGAUGAGAAGAGGCUGUGGCAGCAUCUGCAUUAUGGCCUUUAUUGUCGAGAUGAGCUUAUAAGGAGUACUCGAUCCUUAGUUCUAUACCUUGCCAAGAAAUACAAGGGAAUGGGAAUCGCAUCAGAAGAUUUACUUCAGGCAGGAUACGUGGGUGUUCUCCAAGGUGCAGAGAGAUUUGAUAGUACAAGAGGCUACAAAUUCUCAACCUAUGUGCAGUAUUGGAUAAGGAAAUCGAUGUCAAGAAUGGUUGCGCGAUAUGCCCGGGGAAUCUUAAUUCCUUGGUCAUUGAGCAAGGCAAUAAAUCAGAUACAGAAAGCACAAAAAUCCCUGAAAAGUACUGCGAUGCAAUACUCAGAUGAUUAUGAAAUCGCAAAGAUAACAGGUCUUUCCGUGGAUAAAAUCAGAUCAGCUCACAAUUGCCUGAGAGUAGUCGGUUCAAUUAAUCAGAAGAUAGGGGACUGCUUUAGUGUAAAAUACAUGGAACUCGUCCCCGAUGCGUCAGUAGGGAGCCCUGAAGAAGCUGUCAUGAAGCAGCAGAUGAGAAAACACAUGCAUGAUCUUCUGAAUGACUUGGAACCAAGGGAAAAGCAAGUGCUAGCUCUACGCUUUGGUCUUAAUGAUCACCAGCCCAGGUCUCUUGAGGAAAUUGGGAGGCUUUUCCAAGGACGACUUUGUAGACUCUGUCCGCUGUUCCAAAUUGAAGUAGCAUCACAAUCGCCUGGAGAGUGGGGACACUGUAUGAUACUCGAAUAUACUCUGUACAGAAGAAAGCCUCAUCGCCAAAAUAGCAGCGUAAAUAAUAUUUCUUGUGGUUUUUUGUACACCCCUGAAAACACGUUAUGGCGUUUAUUCUAUUAUAUUAUAUAGAUGAGUGGGAGAAUAAUUCAUUUUUUGUUGCAGCCCCGAGAGUCAUUUUUCAGAUUGGCAGGGAGCCCAUUUUGUUAUACAUUACUAUAGCUGCCUCUUCGGAGUGGCAUCAGAUGCUGAUAAAUUUAUGGCAAACUUAAAACAGUAA